Molecule: messenger RNA, 1431 nt
Organism: Oryza sativa Japonica Group (Japanese rice)
Lineage: Eukaryota; Viridiplantae; Streptophyta; Magnoliopsida; Poales; Poaceae
Product: protein SOSEKI 2
Source: RefSeq, a predicted model, not a curated record
GGUCAUCAGUGGUGAGAGUGUGAGAGCUAGAGGCCAAAUGGAGGCGACGGUGGAAGGGAGGAAGGUGGUGGGCAGGGCGGAGGCGAGCCCGGAGCGGGGCCGGCCGGCGUACGCGCCGCCGGUGAGGUCGGCGCCGGCGAGGCCGAUGAGGAAGGUGCAGAUCAUCUACUACCUCUGCAGGAACGGGCAGCUCGAGCACCCGCACUUCAUGGAGCUGGCUCAGCAUCCUCACCAGCCACUUCGCCUCAAAGAUGUGAUGGAUAGGCUCACGCUGCUUAGGGGAAAAGGCAUGCCUGCUCUCUUCUCAUGGUCUUGCAAGAGGAACUACAAGAACGGGUAUGUGUGGAACGAUCUAUCUGAGAACGAUGUGAUCUACCCGUCGGACGGCGUGGAGUACGUUCUCAAGGGCUCCGAAAUCUUCCCUGGCUGUUCUUCCGAUCGGUUCCCACACCUUCGUGUCACCGAUAGGUCUCCGGCGAAGCGGCUGGCGUUGCCGCCCAGCCACAAGCAGUACGUGGACAGCUACCGGGACGACGCCGCGGAGGAUCCCGAGGACGACGAGCUGGGGUACGGCUACCACCGGCGAGCCGGCGGCGCUCGCCUCGCUGCGAAGCCCGUCUCGGCGCGCACCAACCGGAGCCGCCCGGUGGAGCUGCCCGUGGAGGAGACCUCGCCGCCGUCGUCGACCUCCUCCGACAAGCCCCCUGCCGCGCCGCAGCUGCAGCCGGGCGGCGGCCGCGGUAGUGACGAGACCGAGUCGAACAGGGCCGGCUCGAUGCUCCUGCAGCUCAUCGCCUGCGGGUCGGCGGCCGGCGGCGGCUCGGCCAAGUGCCGGACCGAGCCGAGGCGGAGCUGCGGCCUGGUGAGCCGGCUGGCGGCGGCCUCACGCGCCGGCACGGAGGUCGACGACGACGAGGAGGCCGGCGGCGGCGGCGAGCUGAGCCGGCGGUUCGGCCACCUGGCGGUGGAGGAGAAGGAGUACUUCAGCGGCAGCAUCGUGGAGAGCGGAGUCAGGGGCACUCCACUGCCAUCCAGCUCGCUCAAACGCUCCAACUCGUACAACGAGGAGAGGAGUUCGAGGCUUGGUGUCAGCGAGGAGAGAUCAACGACGGAUGAGCAGAUGGAAGGGGAGGAAGGGAUGAUCAGGGGGAGAUGCAUCCCGGGCAGGAAGAAGCAGCACAAGUAACUUAGCUAGGUGCACUCCAACCAUCAUUCAGAUUUUCAGGAACUACUGAGUAGAACAUUAAUCUAGCUAGUUGUACUUUUCUAAGAGGAAUUAAAGGAGACUACUCACUGUAUUACUACAUGUUGCUGGUAGAUCUGGAAUGUUGAAGUCAUUCAUCACUCAGUUCAGAGAGUAGAGUAGGGGAUUGAUUCUGCUUGUUUGGUUUCCUUUCUCGGUGAAAAUAUGAUGAACGAGGUCAGCAUGCU